Messenger RNA from Linnemannia hyalina, 2457 nucleotides. Lineage: Eukaryota; Fungi; Mortierellomycota; Mortierellomycetes; Mortierellales; Mortierellaceae. The record is from the annotation of a GenBank genome assembly.
AUGUCCUCCAACGGCCUGACACAGAGACCUAUUCGUCUCACUGUCAUCGCUGCCGACGGUCUUUACAAGCGGGAUGUCUUUCGUCUGCCCGACCCAUUCGCCGUCGUCACGGUUGAUGGCGACCAGACCCAUACCACCACCGUCAUGAAAAAGACCUUGAACCCUUACUGGAACGAAAGCUUCGAAGUUAAUGUUACCAACAAGAGUGUCCUCGCAGUUCAAAUCUUUGACCAGAAAAAGUUCAAGAAAAAGGAUCAAGGAUUCUUGGGAACCGUCAACAUCCAGAUGGGCGAUGUCUUUGACGUGAACGUUGGAGGAGAUGAAAUGCUCACAACGGAAUUGAAGAAAUCUGGAUCGAAUGACGUGGUUGUCCAGGGAAAGCUCAUUAUCAACGUCUCAUCCAACACCGGUCAUCAGGGCACCGUCGCCAACGGACGUACCCUCCAGGCACCAGCAUCGACACAUCGCAGGACCCCCUCUGUUCUUUCUGCAGUCUCAUCCAACGCUGGGUCAAUAUCGACCAACCGCAACAGUAUCGCUGUCACCUCCAGCCCCGUCCAAUCCGCCGUCACUCCCAUCGCUGCUUCACCCACGGUCCCCACAGCCGCUCCCAACGGAGGGCGUCAACUUUCACCUUAUGAAGAUGAACAUGGACCUCUCCCACCCAACUGGGAGCGCCGCUUGGAUCCUCUUGGUCGCACUUACUACGUGGAUCAUAACAACCGUCAGACCACCUGGACUCGUCCAAGCUUGAGCACAUCAACACAGGAUAGAGCUCAAGAACUCACCAACCAAACCGAGAUGCAGAGACAGCAACACCACAACCGCGCCCUUCCAGACGAUCGAUCAGGCGGAAGCACACCCUUGCCAGUUCAGUCAGGCGCCACGAUGCCCGACGCUGCCGCAGCUGCCGCCCCACCACCACCUGCAUCUAACUCGACCAUGCCCCAGAACACGACAGGACUGGCACCCAUCAGUCUCAACUCGACCACUGCAGGAUCUGGACCGUUGCCGGCAGGAUGGGAACAGAGAUUGACGCCUGAAGGCAGACCUUACUAUGUGGACCACAACACUCGCUCAACCACCUGGGUGGACCCUCGUCGUCAGCAGUUUGUGCGCAUGAGCGAUCCUCGUAGCUCGACCAACCAGGUUGCAGUCCACCAACAGCCCGUCUCACAACUGGGUGCUCUGCCCUCUGGAUGGGAGAUGCGUCUCACCAACACUGCUCGAGUCUACUUUGUCGACCACAACACCAAGACUACCACCUGGGAUGAUCCUCGUCUUCCUAGUAGUUUGGACCAGAGUGUGCCUCAGUACAAGCGCGAUUUCCGUCGCAAGUUGAUCUACUUUAGAUCUCAGCCAGCACUUCGCCCUGUCCCUGGACAGUGCCAUAUGAAGGUCCGCCGUUCGCACAUUUUCGAGGAUGCUUACCACGAGAUUAUGCGCCAGUCGCCCACAGAUCUCAAGAAGCGCCUGAUGAUCAAGUUUGAGGGCGAAGAUGGUCUCGAUUACGGUGGUCUCUCCAGAGAGUUCUUCUUCUUGUUGUCGCACGAGAUGUUCAACCCGUUCUACUGUUUGUUCGAGUACUCGGCACACGACAACUAUACGCUCCAGAUCAACCCUCACUCGAGCAUCAACUCUGAGCAUCUUAACUACUUCAAGUUCAUUGGACGCGUUGUUGGUCUCGCUAUUUUCCACCGUCGUCUGUUGGAUGCUUUCUUCAUUGUAUCAUUCUACAAGAUGAUUUUGAAGAAGAAGGUGACCCUUGCGGAUCUGGAGUCGGUCGAUGCAGACGUGUACCGUAACUUGAACUGGUUGCUGGACGACGAGAGCGGAGCCGAGACUUUGGAUACCACCUUCUCGACCAACGACGAGCGGUUCGGAGAGAUUGUAACGAUAGAUCUGAAGGAGGGCGGUCAGGAUAUCGCAGUGACGGAGGAGAACAAGAAGGAGUACGUCGACCUGAUGACAGAGUGGAGGAUUACCCGUCGUGUGGAAGAGCAGUUUAAGGCCUUUGCCGAAGGAUUCCACCAGCUGAUCCCCCAGGAGUUGGUGACAGUCUUUGACGAGCGCGAGUUGGAGUUGUUGAUGGGAGGUAUCUCUGAGAUUGACUGCGACGACUGGAAGAAGCACACCGACUACCGUGGAUACACUGAGCAGGACGAGGUUGUGCAGUGGUUCUGGAAGUGCAUCCGUACCUGGGACUCUGAGAAGAAGGCACGUCUGUUGCAGUUCACUACGGGUACUUCGCGUAUCCCAGUCAACGGAUUCAAGGAUCUUCAGGGCUCGGAUGGUCCCAGACGGUUCACCAUCGAGAAGGCUGGCGAGAUUGGUCAACUACCCAAGUCCCAUACCUGCUUUAACCGUAUCGAUUUGCCACCAUACAAGUCGUAUGAUGUGCUUGUCAACAAGUUGACCAUGGCUGUUGAGGAGACUGUUGGAUUCGGACAGGAAUAA